Messenger RNA from Ixodes scapularis (black-legged tick), 1247 nucleotides. RefSeq names its product translationally-controlled tumor protein homolog (gene Tctp). NCBI's taxonomy places the organism in Eukaryota, Metazoa, Arthropoda, Arachnida, Ixodida, Ixodidae. The transcript has 5 exons. Gene Ontology annotation, molecular function: calcium ion binding. Gene Ontology annotation, cellular component: cytoplasm. The record is from RefSeq and is a predicted model, not a curated record. The coding region runs from base 376 to 897 and encodes 173 amino acids.
GUAAAAAAUGGCCUGCGGCGUUACAAAACUUGGGCUUACACCAGCUUAAGCAGAGGAAUCUUUAUGAUCACGUGAAUGCUCUAGAGGUGCUCUAGAGUAAAAAUGACCCGAUAAACCGAUGGACCAACACAAAGCACCUUCGGCAGUUACGGUUAGUUAAACUUACAUAUCAAAUAAAUAAAGUAAUGUAUUUUAUAAAAUUUAAUUAUUAGAAAGCGUGAAAUAAUAACUACUUCUGAAGUGCUAGAGGAACAGUCAGGAAAAAUCAUAUUUAAGCGGAAAGCGACCUCUCUUGGAUCCUUUUGCCCGCCAGCCGCCAUAGGUGACGGUGUACUGUCUUACCACCGGGAACAAUCCAACUUAAUCUAAGUAACCAUGCUGCUUUUCAAGGAUAUCUUGACCGGUGACGAGAUGUUCACCGACUCGGUCAAAUACAAGCUGGUGGAUGACUGCAUCUUCGAAAUCGAGUGCGAGCACGUGACGCGUAAGGUGGGCGAGGUGGCGCUGGACGGCGCCAACCCAUCUGCCGAAGAAGUGGAGGAGGGCACGGAGGAGGGCACAGAGAGCGGCCUGGACCUGGUGCUGAACAUGCGCCUGGUGGAGACGGGUUUCUCCAAGACGGACUACAAGAACUACCUCAAGACCUACACCAAGGCCCUGAUGGACAAGUGGAAGGAGGACGGCAAGUCGGAGGCCGAGGUCAACGAGGCCAAGAGCAAGCUCACCGAGGCCGUCAAGAAGGUGCUGCCCAGGAUCGGGGACAUGCAGUUCUUCCUCGGAGAAUCUUCCAACCCCGACGGCAUUGUUGCCCUCUUGGAGUACCGCCCGAACAAGAGCGGUGGCGAGACGCCAGUCAUGAUGUUCUUCAAGCACGGGCUCUUGGAAGAGAAGCAGUAAACUGUUCCCGCUACGGACAGAAGACCUCACCUCUGCUGCGGGAUGGGCCAGGAAAUGGCAGAGCUUUAAGAGGCUGCUGCUGAACACCACAGCUUGUCCCGUCUCUCCACUCGGCUCUGCAUUUCUUGGCCACCUUUUGUAACUAAAGACAACAGAAGUUUGCUACUUUCAAUGAAACAAUAGGGCUGCAAAAAGUUUUAACAAAUACCUCUUCAGAAAAAGAAAGAUGCGGAUCCGGUUGCUGGCUGAUUAAACAUGGAAGUGACUUAACUCUUGCCCGUAUUUGUUGGCUUCUAUUUAUUGCAAACUAUCUUGAGAUCAAGCAGGGCAUUAAAAUAUUAUCCUGCACA